AUGUCAAGCUGUCAAAGCAUGUCAAAUCCCGAAGAGUAUCCUCUACCCUCAUGGCAAACUUGCUUUGACCAGCUUCCAAUCGAGCUUGUUGAAAUUAUUUUUGAAUUCUUGGAUGAUCAAUCGCGAAUGCAUUCGGAACGAGUGUGCUCAAAAUUUCAUCGUGCAUGUAAUCAAGUCGAAAUUAGAGAAUUGCGAGCAUGGUGGAGAAUUGUCAAUUCUUGUUUGAAAUUACCGCUUGUGGAAGAACCUGCUUUUACUGAUGAUGAGAUGCUCGAAAAUUAUUUUCAAAAUAAUGUCUCCAAAUACCACAACAUUUUGAAAAAGUUCCAACCACAAAACUUACCAAAUUUGGCAUUUCAUGUGAGAGAGUUUCUGAAAUUUAAUAAUGGCAAAAUUCACUCAUCAUCAAGAUCCAUGUUUUUUCAUCCAAGUCAGAUCUUGUUGCCUUUUUCACAGUGGACGAUCGACUUUUUUGAACCUAUGCAGCAAGUAUGUUGGGUCGUUGGAUUCUUGCGCGGUCGUCGAGUGUUUUUAGAUGGACCAAUGGUGUAUGUUGAGAAUCAAGGGAUGUUUGUUCAUUUUAAAUAUUGGGUCGUAAAGUAUAAAGACGAAAAAUACAAGCAAGAUUCCCAUAAUUUAGAGUUGAUAAAGUUAAUGACAAGAGACAGCUCUCUGCCACGCUUUCUAUCUGAGGAUCAAUUUAUGCAUAAUGGAUCAUGCCUUAAAUAUGCUCCAAAAGAAAUGUUGCUGAAAGGAAAUUAUAUUACACGUUUAAUGAAAAGACAUCCUUCUCUCUUUAUCUAUGUGAAUAGUCAUUUCAAUAAUGACAGAGAAAUUGUAAAAAUUGUUCUCGAACAUUGCCCAAAAUAUUUAGAAUUUGUUUCGAAUGAAUUGAGAGACGACAAAGAACUGGUCAAACUAGCAGUUUCAAAAAAAGGAAACAUGUUAGGAUAUGCCUCUCAACGAUUAAGAGAUGACUAUGAAGUGGCAUGGACAGCUGUCAAUAACGAUGGCGCUGCUUUAGAAUCUUGCAGUGCUCGAUUGUGUGCAUUGAGAGAACUUGUUUUGAUGAGUGUGAAAAGUCACGGUGAAUGUUUAAAGAUUGUAAAAGAUCAAUUCGGUGAUGAUUAUGAAAUUGUAUUUGAGGCCGUUCGCAACGCACCACAUGCUCUUCAAUAUGUUUCCGAAUCGAUUAUAGAACGUCAUAGAGAGAUUGUGAAUAUUGCAAUAUCACAAGACUCCAAUUCAUUUAAUUGGUUGAUUAAUGCCAUUGGUCACAACAAUGAGUUGCUUGAAUCGUUCAAGAAAGACAAGGAGCUUGUUUGGCUCUCUGAGGAUUUGAAUAAUGCCAAUCAUGAAUUGAGAGAUGACAAGGAGUUUGUCACAAAAUUUAUUGAGGGCGACCCAACUUCAUAUCACUUUGCUUCGGAUCGAUUAAAGUGCGAUCGGGAAGUAGCAUUGCUAGCUGUCUCACUCGAUGGUUCCAUGCUGGAGGACGUUCCUGUAGAGCUUCGCAGUUAUGAGCACGAGAUGGAUGGCAACACAUCUGUUCAGAAUAAUAUUGAUGAAAUAACCAAUUGGAAAAUUGUGAUGACAGCUGUCAUAAACGAUGGAUAUGCUCUUCGGUUUGCACCAGUAGAAUGGAGAAAUAAUUUUGAAAUUGUUAAGGCAGCAGUCAGAUCUGAUGGGCUCGCUCUCAAAUAUGCCUCCAAAGAAAUGCAAGAUUGUUUGGAAAUUGUCAUGAUUGCUCUCGAGCAAAAUAUUCAUGCUAUUGAUUAUGUUUCAUCACGUUUACAAGUGUCACCUCAAGUUAUUAAUUUUACUCAAUCAAUUGUAUCUGAUAAGAAUUCAAUUUGUUGA
Messenger RNA from Naegleria fowleri, 1860 nucleotides. RefSeq lists its product as uncharacterized. Gene Ontology annotation, molecular function: protein binding. The transcript has a single exon. The record is from RefSeq and is a predicted model, not a curated record. NCBI's taxonomy places the organism in Eukaryota, Heterolobosea, Eutetramitea, Acrasida, Naegleriidae. Bases 1 to 1860 code for a protein of 619 amino acids.